Molecule: messenger RNA, 2517 nt
Organism: Caretta caretta (loggerhead turtle)
Lineage: Eukaryota; Metazoa; Chordata; Testudines; Cheloniidae
Source: RefSeq, a predicted model, not a curated record
AUCUGGGCCAAAAAUUGGGGAUUGGUCCUGCUUUGAGCAGGGGGUGGGACUAGAUGACCUCCUGAGGUCCCUUCCAGCCCUGGUAUUCUAUGAUUCACUAGCUAUGUUCUUCUCGGGGCUGGUGGCAGUGCAGGGAGAAGAACCCAACUUCGUUUCCCAAAAGUCAGACUGAGUGGGUCACUGGAAAUAUUGUGCUGCUGCAAGAUGAGUGAUUGUGCUGUGGAGUCACUGAGCAGGACAAAGAAAGGCCCUUUGGCUGCAGCAGCCUUCCUAGCGCAGGGAUCAGAUCAUUAUUCACACCAGGGCAUGGAAGUUUGUGGGCUUGCACUAGGGAUACAUUUGGCUUCUUUCUUAUUUUGUUCCUUUCCCCGCCUGCAGUUGUUGUGGGCCCUCCCCUCUCAGGAGGGGGGCAGGACAGAAAUGUCUGCUCAGACAGCGGCACUUGAAGCUGACAGACAUGUCCAGCCAGCUCAGCUGCUGGGACAAUGUGCCCAUCUUUGGGUUGCUCUCUGAUUGCCAGACCGCCUCUUUCUGGCUGAGCCUAAAGAUAGACCCAGCCCAUCUCUCUCUCCUUCCAGCCUCUCUCUGCUGCAGGCUUUGCACAGCAACAUGGCGGAGCAAUGUAAUUAAUCAGCGCAGGGACAGCGAUCUGUGCACAGACCCUUUGCACCACAGGGCAGGAGUUACAAUUGCUGUGUUCGAGCCUUGGAAAUGGCUUUGCUGUGUUACAACAAGGGCUGUGGGCAAAGAUUUGAUGCCGAUAAGAACUCUGAGGAUUCCUGUGUGUACCACCCAGGUGUUCCAAUAUUCCAUGAUGCCCUGAAGGGCUGGUCUUGUUGCAAGAAACGAACCACAGACUUCUCAGAAUUCCUCUCUAUAAAGGGCUGCAUGAAGGGGUGUCACAGCAAUGAGAAGCCCCCCGAGCCCUUUCGGCCAGAGGAUACCUCAGAAAAGCUGAAGGCCAAGCCAAGCACAGAACUCAUCAUCCAAAGCCCAAAAUCAGCUGAGAAGAUGCAGCGUGAAAGGCCAAGCUCUGAUGAGCCAAGACAGCCACUGCUGAUUAAAGUGUCCAGAUCUCUGGAGCAGACCUUGGAGAAGCUGAAGCUGGCCUCCAAAAACCAAUGCCCAGAGGGAGAUUCCUUGUGCAGGGCAGAGGCCAUUCCGGAGGUCAGAACUGGCACCACCUGUAAGAACUCAGGCUGUAUGGCGAUCUACAAGGGGGCAGAGAAUGAGACGGAGGCUUGUAUUUUCCACCCAGGAGUUCCUGUCUUCCAUGAGGGUAUGAAGUACUGGAGUUGCUGUGGCAUUAAAACUACAGACUUCAGUGUGUUCCUGGAGCAAGAGGGCUGCAGCACUGGGAAACACAGCUGGCUAAAGAAGGAGGAUAAGAAGUUGGUUUCUUGUCGACAAGACUGGCAUCAAACCAGCAGCCAAGUGGUGGUGACGAUUUAUGCCAAGAAUCCUCUGCCAGCACUCAGCUCUGUGACAGCCAACCGCACUGUGAUUGAUGUCCAUAUCAUGUUCGAAGGUGACAAGGUUUUCCAGGCAAAGCUGGAUCUCUGGGGGGUCAUUGAUGUACAGAAGAGCUUUGUAAACAUGGUGCCCACGAAAGUGGAAAUCGCCCUGCGAAAGACCAGCCCCAUGACCUGGGCCAAACUGGAGCAUCUCCAGAGCAGCUCUCAGCCCAGACAAGACCAGACUGAGAAAGAUCCUAUGGAUGCUGAGGACCCCGAAGGAGAGCAAUGGGAGGAGUCAGAUGACAGCUUGAGCUGGUCAGAGGAGGGAGAUGAGGAGGGGGAGGAAGGAGCAGUAAGCAAAUGACAUUCAUGUAGCAUCUUCAAAAGAGAGAUUGAAGCCUCUUUCUUUCAAAGACAAGCACAUGGGACCCCAGAACCAUCUGCAGGUGAGCAGAUUGAAUUAUCUGGAGACUGAGGGCCAGCUCUGAAUUUAAAGCUGCUAGAGACACUGCCUCCCAAGUGUAAAGAGUUCAGCUCACCUAUGUCUCUCUGGCAUUGUCUACAGUGGGAUAUUUCUUGUACACUUAGGAGGAAGUUAAAUAGCAGCUACUAAAGUUUGACAUUUUUAAAUCAGCAUCCAGGUGUUUUAAAAGAACUGGCUGAGGACCUCACUGGACUGUUAAUGUUAAUUUUCAUUAAGUCCUGAAACACUGGGGAAGUUCCUAAAUGCUGGAAGAAAGCUAAUGUUGUGCCAGUAUCCACAAGGGUAAACCAUAUAACCUGGGUAAUUAUGGGCCUGCCAGUAUGACACUGAUCCUAGGAAAGAUAAGGGAGCGGUUGAUGUGGGACUUUAUUAAUAAAAAAUUAAAGGAGAGUAAUAUAAUGAAUGCCAAUCAGCGUGGGUUUAUGGAAAAUAGAUCCUGUCAAGACUAAUUUGAUAUCUUUCUUGAAUGAGAUUACAAGUUUUGUUGAUAAAGGUAAUAGUGUACCACAUAACAACAUUUUGAUUAAAAAAUUGGAAUGAUAUUAAGAGAGCACACAUUAAACGGAUUAAAAGCUA